CCCAGGACUCCGGUCAUUUCUCUGCAAUAGAGGCUUUGCAUAUUCCACUGACAGCCCAGCUGGAGACAGUGUCAUCAGAUCUCAUGCUGCCCUGAGGAGCAGUGGAUGUGUGUGCUCUUAUUUUGAAAAUGAGUGUAAAUAGUGCUGUAUUAAGAGUUGAAACCUGGCUCUUGGCAACAUGGCAUGUUAAAGUGCCUGUACCCUGGCUGGAAGCAUGUGUUAACUGGAUCCAAGAAGAAAAUGAAAAUACUAAUUUGAGCCAAGCACAAGUAAAUAAACAGGUGUUGGAGCAAUGGCUUCUUACUGACCUGAGAGACUUGGAACAUCCUCUCUUACCUGAUAACAUUUUAGAAAUCCCAAAGGGAGAACUGAAUGCAUUUUAUGCUCUGCAGAUCAAUUCCUUGGUUGCUGUAAGUCAGCCUGCAUAUCCCCAGAUACAAAAGCUGAGAGGAAAGAAUACAACUAAUGAUCUAGUUUCAGCUGAAACACAGGUUACCCCAAAACCAUGGGAAGCAAGGCCUUCAUGGAUGCUCAUGCUGCAGCUCACCGAUGGUGUCACACAAAUCCAAGGGAUGGAAUAUCAGUCUGUUCCAGCUCUCCAUGGUGGUCUUCCUCCAGGUACAAAAAUUUUGGUUCAUGGACGAAUUUCCUUUCGUCUUGGUGUUCUCUUGUUGAAACCGGAAAAUGUGAGGGUAUUAGGGGUUGAGGUAGAUGGUCUUUCAGAAGAAUAUGCUCAGGAAAAAGUACUUGGAAGACUGAUUGGUGAGCUAGACCCUGCAGUCUCAGUUGUACCAAAUGACUCUGCUCACAAUGUGCCCAGAGUUUCGGGGUCGGGGUCAGACCCUGCUUUAGGACCUUCAGAUGAAGAGCUCUUGGCAAGUCUUUAUGAAAGUGAGGGACCUGCAGCAAACGAUGAUGCAUCCAUGGGAGCAAGCGGCUUCAGCGCAGGCAGUUCCUUAAAUACUACUCCCACAGGCCAGUCUGAUUUUGAGCCAGGAUGGAAUAUUUCUUCAAGGCAAAAGGAGAAACCAAACCAAUCUGUGCAUUUCUCUAAUGGAGAGUUUGAUGACUUUUCACUGGAAGAGGCCUUGCUUUUAGAAGAAACUGUCCAGAAAGAACAGAUGGAAACCAAAGCAUUGCAGCCACCAACUUUGAAGAAAAACACAGAUAGAUGUGUAGACUCACAUAAACCUAAUACUCAGAACCACACUGGUUUGAUUCAUAAACAAGGAAACAACAAUUGCAAUGAAAAAAAAUUAUCUGAACAAAUAAUUCAUGAAGACAAAUUUUUUGACUGUCUAUCUGCUAGAGACCAUCAUAAGAGACUCCUAGCCCAUGACUUUACAAAUGACAGUAAGACUUUGGGUGUAGAUAAUACGAUAAAAGAAAACAUCGACAGUUCACGUGAACAUUGCUUAAGUAAUAAAAUGUUAAAGAGAAAACAAGGAACCUGUCUAUCAGAAAAGAGUUCAGAGAUCUCUGAUGAAAAUAGCUACCCUUUUCAGACUUGUUCUUCAGAAUCACUUGAGAAUAAUACUGAUCUUUCCAUCGGCAUGGACUUAAAUUCUCCACCUUUUAUCUAUUUGGUUGUUCUAAUGGCCAGAAAGCCAAAGGAAGUUACCACUGUGAAAGUCAAAGCCUUUAUUGUCACUUUAACUGGGAAUCUCUCAAGCUCUGGUGGCUGUUGGUGUAUAACUGCAAAGGUUUCUGAUGGCACCGCAUAUCUAGAUGUAAAUUUUAUAGAUGAAAUACUUACCAGUAUGAUAGGGUUUUCAGUACCAGAAAUGAAACAAUUAAAAAAGGACCCUCUUAAAUAUCAGACCUUCCUAAAAGGGUUACAAAAAUGUCAGCGAGAUCUGAUAGAUUUGUGUUGCCUAAUGACUAUUUCAUUUAAUCCUUCUUCAGGUGAAGCCAUGGUACUUGAAUUACAAGAUGUCAGUGUGGAGCACCUUGAGAACCUAAAGAAGCGGCUAAAAAAAUAAUUGGCCAAAAUGCUAUUGGAGUAUACCUUAAGACAUGCAAAUAUUUGUAAUCAAAUUUGUUCAUAUUCUUAUUUUUUAAAUUCCGUAAAAGAAGAAAAAGCUUCAGAGCUUAAAAAAUGGAUGAUAUUGCUCUGUUCAAGAGGCUUUCUGCCAAGCCUGCGUUUGACCCUCUGGUCCCUUGUAGCUUAAAAGAGGAGCCAACUCCCAGAAUCUGUUGAUCAUCCUCCACACAUGCAGCAUGGAAUUCAUACAGAUACCCACACGUAUAUACUAAAUGACAUUUAAAAAUAAAGAUAUUUAAUUAAAAAAAGAAAUUAGUGAACAAAUCAAAUAUUUACUGAUAAUAAAACAUAAACCUAUUUUAAUGAUUCUGUAGUAUACGCAUAAUUUUACUAUUUACUCAAAAUGGUAGUUAAUUUGCACAUUGAUGAGAAGGAUGCACUUGUUUAUUUUUACAUCAAGUAUUAAAUCUAGAACAAAACUUUAAAUAUCAGAAAUGCAGAAUAUCUCAAUAUUUUUCUUAGAGUUCAUUUCUAUUUUAUUUUGCAGUUGUGCUGAGGAUGCUGCUUCUAAUAAUCACUUAGACAAAAUGACAAAAGUAUGUUUAGAGACAUGUUAAAUUGCUGAAAAUACUUACCUAACUCCCAGCUAGCUAGAUUUAAUUUAAUGAGUACGUGCAUGCAUUCAUGUGUAUGUUUGUGUGUGUGUGUGUGUAGUGUGUGUGUGCAGUUCAUGUCAGGUGCUCAAAUAGUAUGAAUUUAAAAACUUCAAACAUUCUGUAACAAUAGGCUAAGAUAACUAGCUCCAGACUUUCACAAGGAAGAAUGUGGAUAGAAUAAUGAGAAGUCUCUGUUUUAUGUAAUUAAACCAUUUCAUAAUCUUACAAGAGCAGAAAACUUCCUUCGUCCAAUAAAAUCCUUAAAGAUCACAA
Messenger RNA from Mesocricetus auratus (golden hamster), 2913 nucleotides. RefSeq names its product recQ-mediated genome instability protein 1-like. Gene Ontology annotation, molecular function: nucleotide binding. The transcript has a single exon. Gene Ontology annotation, cellular component: RecQ family helicase-topoisomerase III complex; nuclear body. NCBI's taxonomy places the organism in Eukaryota, Metazoa, Chordata, Mammalia, Rodentia, Cricetidae. Gene Ontology annotation, biological process: resolution of meiotic recombination intermediates; double-strand break repair via homologous recombination. The coding region runs from base 129 to 1982 and encodes 617 amino acids. The record is from RefSeq and is a predicted model, not a curated record.